AUGAGCCUCGAGGCCUCUGUUUGUUCUGAAGCAUUAAAUUACACCUCAGCUUCACACUUUGACAAUGAGCCAAUAACUCGGGGAAAAGAGAUCGGACUCUGGAUGCCGAGGGCUGCCCCGCAGAAAGUGGUGGCCAUGAGAUCCUGAGCCAGCGGCUGCAGCGUCUCUCACCGACCAUGCCCUGGACACGGCGGCAUUCACACGUGGUGCCGCCCGAGGGAAGUCGCAGCCACUUGUGCCUCCGUAGAUUUGCCUCCUAUGCCCACGACUGAGCCUCGCAGGAUUUCAUUCGAAGGUCCAGACUCAUGGAGAAGUACGAGAAGAUCGGUAAAAUAGGAGAAGGUUCCUAUGGAGUCGUCUUUAAAUGCAGGAAUAGGGACACCGGGCAGAUCGUGGCAAUAAAGAAGUUCUUAGAGUCAGAAGAUGACCCAGUGAUUAAGAAAAUCGCCUUACGGGAGAUCCGCAUGCUUAAGCAAUUAAAGCACCCCAACCUCGUCAACCUCCUGGAGGUUUUUAGGCGGAAGAGGAAAUUACAUUUAGUCUUUGAAUAUUGUGACCACACCGUCCUCCAUGAACUGGAUCGACAUCCACGAGGGUAAGUGCAG
Messenger RNA from Bufo bufo (common toad), 605 nucleotides. RefSeq names its product cyclin-dependent kinase-like 1. Gene Ontology annotation, biological process: protein phosphorylation. Gene Ontology annotation, cellular component: nucleus. The record is from RefSeq and is a predicted model, not a curated record. The coding region runs from base 306 to 599 and encodes 97 amino acids. The transcript has 3 exons. Gene Ontology annotation, molecular function: cyclin-dependent protein serine/threonine kinase activity; ATP binding. NCBI's taxonomy places the organism in Eukaryota, Metazoa, Chordata, Amphibia, Anura, Bufonidae.